Trichomycterus rosablanca is the source of this 3733-nucleotide messenger RNA. RefSeq names its product hydroxylysine kinase, tandem duplicate 2 (gene hykk.2). The transcript has 7 exons. Gene Ontology annotation, molecular function: amino acid kinase activity. The record is from RefSeq and is a predicted model, not a curated record. Lineage: Eukaryota; Metazoa; Chordata; Actinopteri; Siluriformes; Trichomycteridae. The coding region runs from base 483 to 1565 and encodes 360 amino acids.
ACACACACACACACACACUCUUAGGGUAAUUUCUAGUAGCUCCAGUUGUCCUGAGUGCAUGUCUUUGGACUUGUACACAGACACAGGGAGAACAUGCAAACUCCACUCAGAAAGGACCCUGCAGAAUCGAACCCAGACCCUUCUUACUGUGAGGCAACAGUGCCACCCAAACGUACAGCACUCAGUAUUCCUCAGUGGUCUCUAAUCCAGGUACUGACCAACCCCAAACCUGCUCAGACAGCCUGGUGAGAACAAGUAAACAUUCGGUGAUUCCUGACACAUCUGGCAACCCGUGGAAAAGGAGUGUUCCCAGACACCAGAUUUGAUCAGAAUAAUCAGACAGAGGCUUAUAAACACCCAAAUUCUUCUCAUGUACCCCUGAGUGCACCCUCAACACCUUCUGCAACCCGCAAACAAAGAGUCCUGAACUCUUCAGCUCAUGUUCUCACCAGGUUACUACAGUCAGAUUAGAUUCAACAGGGAUGUCGAUUCAGAAGCAGAACAAACCCCGUCUGAGCCCAGCGCAGGUGACGGACAUCAGCGGCCGUGUGUUCGGUUUGACCCUGUCCAGCUCUCGUCCUCUGCCCAGUUACGAUGAUCAGAACUUCCACGUGGUGAGUGUGGACGGGCGAGAGUUCGUGCUGAAGAUCAUGAACUCGGCCGACAGUCAGAACCUGGAGCUGCUGCAGCUGCAGACGGACUGCAUGAACUUCCUGCAGCAGAACGGACUUCCUGCGCAGAGCGCCGUGCAGACCGUCGGCGGGGACAUGAUGAGCCUGGAGGAGCUGGAUUGUGGUUUCGGGGUGCAGAAGUACCUGGUGAGGUUACUGACGUACCUGCCUGGAACCCCGAUAGCUAAAAUCACCUGCACACAUCAGCUCCUGUACCAGACUGGAAGAAUGGCCGCCACUGUGGACCAAGUUCUCCUCGGGAUGGAACACAGGAACCUGAGGGUUCUUCACAGGGAGAACUACAUCUGGAGUUUAUCCAGCAUCCCACUGUUAGACCAGUAUCUCCACGUGAUGGACGGAGAGCCCAUUCAGCCCAUCGUUAGAGGAGCUAUCGACCAGUACCGGGUGCAGGUGGAACCCAAACUCUCCUCCUUCCGCAAGUGUCUGAAUCACGGAGAUCUGAACGAUCAGAACAUCCUGGUGGAACCCGACGGUCCGUCCCACCACAGGAUCAGCGGUAUCCUGGAUUUCGGGGACAUGAGCAGCGGCUGUUUGAUCUUCGAGCUGGCCAUCGUGAUGAUGUACAUGAUGCUGGAGAGCGCCAGUCCGUUAGCGGUGGGCGGCGCGGUGUUGGCGGGGUGGGAGAGCGCGUUGCCGCUAAACGCCGAUGAACGAGACGCUCUGUACACGCUGGUCAUGGGCCGGUUCUGCCAGUCUCUGGUCCUGGCUCGGCACACCGUGGCCCUGCAGCCGGAGAACGAGGAGUACCUGAUGAUCUCAGCCAGGAACGGAAUGCCAAUCCUGCGCCAGCUCUGGGAAAAAGGGAAACAGGAAGUGCAGAGGAUCUGGUUUGAGGACGCUGCCAGGAUCUCAACGCUGUAUGCUAACUGCUGAGCCACCGCCGCCCUCAUGCUGGCCCGAGGAGAGCGGACACAACCAAACACCGCUCCGAUAUCCGCAUGAUCGCCGGCCAGGUUGAGAAACACACGCUGAGCUUCAAAAUCAUCCAUUGCUCAUGCAGCGCCUCGACCAGACACCGGAGGGCGCUGUUUCACUGCAGUACUGAGUUUCAAACUUUUCCCUCUCCAUUAGUGAGGGCGCCCGUCCGGUCGAUAGCACAGCUAUUAAACCUCUGUGCCACUCAAGUGCCUGUCGACUGUUUGGCAUAAAGUCACAUCCACCUUUUGCUAUACAAAUGCUGUCAUCACUGACUGAACGGGACAAGUUCCCACAGACAUACUUCAAAGUCUUAUGAAAAGCAUCUCAGAACAGCGGCUUAGAGGAUCACACAGAGGUCACUUUCACGCUCAUGGUCAGGCGUCCGAAUACUUUUGGAUAUACAGUGUGUUUCUGUUCUAUAAAGCUCAUCACUGAGGAAAUAAGUAAUUAAUAAAGAUUUUAUAUAAAUGGAGGGAAAAAUGAUCAGAGGUGAAAAUCUGCAGGUCGUUAAACACUCAGGAAGCAUUUUUAUCAUUUAUUAAAUCCAGAUACGACACCAACAAAAUCUCAGUAUAUAAAACAUCAAAGCACAAAAAUAAUCAUCAAAAUAAUAAAUAUAAAUAUUACAGGAAACAGCAGAGAGAGAAAUAUAACCCCCUUAGUUCUGUUCUUAUCGUUUAUAAACUUCCACUUCACAUCAACACACACAAUGUCUUUCAAUUAUUCAUAAUAAAGUGUUUAUAAUCAUAAUAAAACAUAUUUACAAUAACAAUAAAGUGUUUUUAAUUAUAAGAAAGUUUAUAAAGUGAUAAUAAUAGUGCUGUGUUUAUAAUAAUAAUAAUAAUAAUAAUAAUAAAUGUUUAUUAAGGAAAAAUAUUCAGUCUUGAAAUGAAUGUGUUUAUGAUCAUAAUAAAGAAAAGUUUAUAAUCAUAUUAAAAGAGUUUAUAAUUAUAAUGAAAGUGUUUAUUACAAUAAUGCAGUGUUUAUUAUCAUUAUAAUUAUUAUAAAAUGUUAAGUAAAAAUAUUCAGCCUUGAUAUAAAAGCGUUUAUAAUUUUAAUAAAACGUGUUUACGGCCGCUCAGGUGGCGCAGCGGUGAAAACACGCUAGCACACCAGAGCUGGGAUUUAGAACUCAUCGGUUCGAAUCUCAGCUCUGCCAUCCGUCUGGGCCAGCGGCUACAUGAACAACGAUUGGCUUGUUGUUUAUACAGGGUGGGAGCCGGAUAGGGAGAUCAUAACUGAGUGAAUUACGACCUCUGCUGGCUGAUUGAUGGCAUCUGCUCAGAGUCGAGGUUUGUUUGUUUGUUUAUUAGGAUAAUAACGUGAUGUUUUACACUUUGGUUACAUUCAUGACAGGAACGGUAGUUACUGCUUACACAAGUUUUAUCAGUUCACAAGUUUAUAUCAAACACAGUCAUGGGCAAUUUAGUAUCUUCAGUUCACCUCACUUGCACGUCUUUGGACUGUGGGAGGAAACCGGAGCACCCGGAGUAAACCCACACAGACACGGGGAGAACAUGCAAACUCCACACAGAAAGGACCCGGACCGCCCCACCUGGGGAUCGAACCCAGGACCUUCUUGCUGUGAGGCGACAGUGCUACCCACUUAGCCACCGUGCCGCCCCAGAGUCGAGGAAUAAUGCUGAACAAAACUUUAUAAUAAUAAUACAGUGUUUAUAAAAUGUUUGUUCUGUGUAGUAUUUUUAGUUUUGAUAUGAAAGUGUUUAAAAUGAAGGUUUUAUAAAUCUCAGGUUCAGAUGAUCAGGCUGUUAAUAAAACUCGGACUCGGUUGUUUUGUGUUGUUAGAUGUUAGAUCAUGUUGAUGUGAGUCCUGGUGCAGAAGAUCCCUCGUUAGUUCUGAUCUGAUGUGGAAUCAGGAUGUAGGGAUUAAAAUUAGGUUCUGAUCCUGAGAAGAUCCUGAAAUGAGCGUUCAGUACCAGAUGAAGUCUCAUGGUCUGGAUUUAAGAUGCUGGAUGAUUCUCAGUCCGGGAUUAACGGAGCACUAACACCGGUGUUUUUAUUCAUGAUUAUUAAAGCUGGAGGCUUAAAAACGGCAUUUACAGAAACGUGUGUGUGUGUGUGUGUGUGUGUGUGUGUUUUAAUUAAAUUUGAGAUUUAAUUUA